AUGCAGAAGGUUCACAGAAUCGCCCUCGGCCUCCUCGCCGCCGCGGCCAUCGCCACUGCUUCCGACGUUGUCCAGCUCAAGAAGGACACCUUCGACGACUUUGUCAAGGCCAACGACCUCGUCCUUGCUGAGUUCUUCGCCCCGUGGUGCGGCCACUGCAAGGCCCUCGCCCCAGAGUACGAGGAGGCUGCCACGACGCUGAAGGAGAAGAACAUCAAGCUCGCCAAGAUCGACUGCACAGAAGAGACGGAGCUCUGCCAACAACACGGCGUUGAGGGUUACCCCACCCUCAAGGUCUUCCGCGGCCUCGACAAUGUCGGCCCCUACAAGGGUCAGCGCAAGGCUGGUGCCAUCACCUCCUACAUGAUCAAGCAGUCCCUCCCCGCUGUGUCCGACGUCACCAAGGACACUCUGGAGGAGUUCAAGAAGGCCGACAAGGUCGUCAUCGUCGCCUACGUCGACGCCGCCGACAAGGCCUCCAGCGAGGCUUUCUCUGCCGUCGCUGAGAAGCUCCGCGACGACUACCCCUUCGGUGUCAGCACCGAUGCCGCUCUCGCCGAGGCUGAGGGCGUCAAGGCCCCCGCCGUCGUUGUCUACAAGGACUUUGACGAGGGCAAGUCCGUCUUCACCGAGAGGUUCGAGGCUGAGGCCAUCCAGAAGUUCGCCAAGACGGCCGCCACUCCCCUCAUCGGCGAGAUCGGCCCCGAGACCUACUCCGACUACAUGUCGGCCGGCCUUCCCCUUGCCUACAUCUUCGCCGAGACGGCCGAGGAGCGCAAGGAGAUCAGCGAGAAGCUCAAGCCCAUCGCCGAGGCCCAGCGUGGUGUUGUCAACUUUGGCACCAUCGACGCCAAGGCCUAUGGUGCCCACGCUGGCAACCUCAACCUCAAGACCGACAAGUUCCCCGCCUUCGCCAUCCAGGAGACGGCCAAGAACCAGAAGUUCCCCUUCGACCAGGAGAAGGAGAUCACCCUCGAGGCCAUCAAGACUUUCGUCGACGACUUUGUCGCCGGCAAGGUCGAGCCUAGCAUCAAGUCUGAGCCCAUCCCCGAGAAGCAGGAGGGCCCCGUCACGGUUGUUGUUGCCAAGAGCUACAACGACAUUGUCCUUGACGACACCAAGGAUGUCCUGAUCGAGUUCUACGCCCCGUGGUGCGGUCACUGCAAGUCCCUUGCUCCCAAGUACGACGAGCUCGCCAGCCUCUACGCCAAGAGCGAGUUCAAGGACAAGGUUGUCAUUGCCAAGGUUGAUGCCACUGCCAACGACGUUCCCGAUGAGAUUCAGGGCUUCCCCACCAUCAAGCUCUACCCCGCCGGCGCCAAGAACGAGCCCGUCACCUACUCUGGCUCCCGCACCGUUGAUGACCUUAUCAAGUUCGUUGCCGAGAACGGCAAGUACAAGGCUUCCGUCUCUGAGGAGGCUGAGGAGCCAUCAGCUGCGCCCGCCGCUUCUGAGGAGGCCAGCUCUGCCGAGCCCGCGGCCGAGACCAAGGAGGCUGCCAAGGAGGCCGACCACGACGAGCUCUAG
Podospora anserina S mat+ is the source of this 1527-nucleotide messenger RNA. RefSeq lists its product as uncharacterized. Gene Ontology annotation, molecular function: protein disulfide isomerase activity. The coding region runs from base 1 to 1527 and encodes 508 amino acids. Gene Ontology annotation, biological process: response to endoplasmic reticulum stress; protein folding. The record is from RefSeq and is a predicted model, not a curated record. The transcript has 2 exons. NCBI's taxonomy places the organism in Eukaryota, Fungi, Ascomycota, Sordariomycetes, Sordariales, Podosporaceae. Gene Ontology annotation, cellular component: endoplasmic reticulum.